Molecule: messenger RNA, 14049 nt
Organism: Diabrotica virgifera virgifera (western corn rootworm)
Lineage: Eukaryota; Metazoa; Arthropoda; Insecta; Coleoptera; Chrysomelidae
Gene: S6k
Product: ribosomal protein S6 kinase beta-2
Exons: 9
Coding region: 182-1684 (500 amino acids)
Biological process (GO): protein phosphorylation; signal transduction
Molecular function (GO): protein serine/threonine kinase activity; ATP binding
Source: RefSeq, a predicted model, not a curated record
AAUACCCGUCACGGUUGGCAACAAUGUUUUAGACAUAACCUUAUUUUAUGGUGUCGUGCCAGCAGAAAAUUUUAAAAAUUCUUGUAAUUGUUUAGACAUUUCGCAACAAUUGUGAACAAUUUUGGAAAAUAUUGCUUGAAAGCUAUAAUUCUAGAUGUAAGAGCAAAGUUUUGUAGUCAAAAUGGCUGGAGUAUUCGAUUUAGAACUGCAUGAUGUUGAAACUGUAGAAGUAGAUGAUUCAGACGAUGCAAUCGAAAUUGAAGAGGAUGAAUAUGAUCAAAAUCCUAAUAUUAAUGCAAUUGUAGAAUCCGAUGAUACAGAAACGGUUCAUCUGACUGAACAAAUUGUGAACCCGGGCCAGGAAAAAACCGGACCCCAUGACUUUGAAUUACGCAAAGUCCUGGGCAAAGGAGGUUAUGGCAAAGUAUUUCAAGUUAGAAAAAUUACGGGGAAAGAUGCCAAUACUGUCUUUGCCAUGAAGGUUCUCCGCAAGGCUUCCAUAGUUAGAAAUCAAAAAGAUACUGCCCAUACGAAAGCAGAACGAAAUAUUUUAGAAGAAGUUAAGCAUCCUUUUAUAGUGGAUUUGAUAUAUGCCUUCCAAACGGGUGGAAAAUUGUACUUAAUUUUAGAAUACCUCAGCGGGGGCGAACUUUUUAUGCAUUUAGAAAGAGAAGGAAUAUUUUUAGAGGAUACCGCUUGCUUUUAUUUAUCCGAAAUCAUUCUCGCCCUAGAACAUUUACAUGGACAAGGAAUUAUUUAUAGAGAUCUAAAGCCUGAAAAUAUUUUACUUGACGCCCACGGUCACGUUAAAUUGACAGAUUUCGGUCUGUGUAAAGAACACAUUAACGAAGGCAUAUUGACCCACACGUUUUGUGGAACUAUUGAAUAUAUGGCACCUGAAAUUUUAACUAGACAUGGCCAUGGAAAAGAGGUUGAUUGGUGGUCAUUAGGGGCAUUGAUGUACGAUAUGUUAACUGGUGCACCUCCGUUUACCGCUGAAAAUAGAAAAAAGACAAUAGAAAAAAUUCUAAAGGGAAAACUAAACCUUCCGCCUUAUUUGACCGCCGAUGCUCGUGAUUUAGUACGCAAAUUACUAAAGAGGCAGGUUCCUUCGAGAUUAGGGGCUCCUCCCGAUGAUGCAAAUGCUGUCAAACGACAUCAAUUCUUCAAACACAUCGUCUGGGAUGAUGUCCUGAGAAGAAAAUAUGAACCUCCAUUUAAACCAAGUCUUGCUAGUGAUGAUGAUGUCUCUCAGUUUGAUACCAGAUUUACAAAACAAACUCCAGUAGAUUCGCCGGACGAAUCGACUCUUAGUGAAAGUGCCAACAUGAUAUUCCAGGGCUUUACCUACAUAGCACCCUCCGUCUUGGAAGAUAUCUAUAAACCAACGAUAGUAAAAGCUCGCUCUCCCCGUAAAGGUUCCUAUCGCCCUCAUUUCGGUUUUACGCCUACUCAUCAUAGUCAUCCCAAUAACCUGGAUCCGAAUUGCAGCUACGUAGCAGGAAUGUCUUCUGCGCACGCUGCGCACUCCAAUCACGUGCCUCCACAUGCUGCACACGGACUUGCGCAUCAUCCACAUGCGCACCAUCAUAACCCGUUUGCUCCACAAGCAGUCUUUAAUAUACCAACAAAUGCAUGCGCAGACGAGAUGAUGGAAGUCGGCAGCGGACUACCUCAUGUAUAGUAUAUAUAUGAUAGAUUAGGACCGGUCUUUUUAUAUAAGAGUUGAUAGGAAGUUUUUGAUAGGUAUCGAUUCAUUAGUUCAAUUUUGUUUUUUAUGAUUAAUAUUAUUUUGACUGGAGGUGUCAAAUUUCCUAAUGAUAGAUUUAGCUUCCCUUGAUCGAUCACAUUAUAAAAUACAAUAAUUUUUGAACUGAAGUAUCGCAUGUGUCAAAAGUUGAUAUCUUUGGAAAAUAAAGACUAUAUUAUGUGUUGUUAUACAUUUAAUUUGUUGAAGUCUAGUUACAAAAGGCUCAAUUUUGUUAAAAUAGGUUUGGCAAGUGCACCUAGGUCAGUAUGGGUUGCGAAUUUAAAAUGGUUAUAAAAAAUAUGCUCAGUUUUAAAAACGUCAAUUAAUUUUUUUAUAUUCCUUAAUUGCUUGAAUUUUGUAAUAGAAUAAUCAAAUUAUUUCUGAAUGAUUUACUAAUUGGAAGUUAUAAUUCAGUACCAUGGUUGACGCAACUCAAAUAUAAGCUCUUUGGUUGUCAUGUUUUUUUUUUACCAAAAUUUAUUUCUGUAAGUGUGGCUUUGGUCAGUGGUGUUAAAAGAAGUAGGAGAAUAUUGAGAAAAAAAAAAAAUGAAUUACUGUUAUUAAUGUUUUGUUAGUCAUUGACUGUUACGAAACUCUUCUCAAUCAUUUUCAAUAACUUCCCUUAGUUUGCCGUGGUUUGCUGUCCAAAGUAUCUCUUUAUUUUUGUCACUAUGAAGCCCCAUAAAUUUUCAAUGGGGUUCAAGUCGGAACUUUGUUCGUUAUACCAAAACAUUUAUGUUGUUGAAAUUAAUAUUACUAUUCGAGCCGUAUGCUCAAGAUAAAAUUAAUUUCAUGUAAUCCAAUGAAAUAUCCUCUAAUAAAGUCGUCCCAGGAAUGCACCUCAAAAAUAUUGACAAUAUCAUUUUAAAGUCAGUUACUUUAAAAUGUAUAAUAUACGUCUGAAUUGUCAAUACAUAUGUAUUAAAACAACAAAAUAACAAAACAAAAUAAUUUGUUUAACUUGUAUUUUGAGACGAUUUCCGAAAUGGAAAUCGAAACGUCAAAAUAAAUGUGUUUUUAACUGUGAUUAAAAAGUAUCAAAAAUGUCAUAAAUGCUUCAGAUUUACAAUAACAUCACUUUUUUAAGAUAAUCGCCCAUUUGACAGCACAUUUACAUCCAAAGGCAGUAUCGUUAAAGCUUAUCCACACCCAAACAUUGACGAACAAGCUUCCCAUUUCAGUUUUGAGGAUGACAAACUUAAACGAUCGAAACGUCUUUUCAUAAUAAAAUAAAUACCACGUUGUUCCAAAAUUCCUUACCGUGAAUCAAAAAUAAUUUGAAUUUGAGCUGUUCUGAGUGAAACUGGGAAUCAUGUUUCUUUUAGUGUUUUCACAGCAGUUUCAAAAGAAUUUUGACGGAAACAUUCUGCUAGAAUAUUGUCUGAUAUAGUUCUUCCACUCAACUUUUCCAAUGCGUCACGAUUCAUUUUCAAAAGUUGAAUCAAUCAAUAAAGUGAAAUGUAUGUAGUAUUGAUACGUACUGUCAGAGUGUCAGUGGUAAUAUGUAAUUAGAAAAUGGCUAUUAUCCCGUGAACGUAUUUUAUAAAGUUGAUUUAUUGAAGUGUUUAAUCUUUUUUCACUAUUGAGGAGAUUGAUGGACUCGACAUUAAACAGCUUAAACACCAUACAGACUACGAAUGCAAAGAUAAAUAUAGAACGGUAAUAAAUAAAUAAAAAAAAAAGUCACAAGAAAGUUACUAUUGUUAAGAAGAUUUAAUAUUACCUAAGGUUGAGAAAUACAAAACUAUCGAGUGAAUUACAUAAAAAACAAUUAAUAUUUUUAAUAUAUCAAACCUUUGCGGAAGCCGUGAUACAAAAAUGCAAAUUUUUCACAAAUUGAGUUAUUAACAAUACAUUACUAAGCACACUGACUUAAACCGGUUUUCGCCCGAUCACCGUAGUAAAGAAGCGCUUGUGCGUUGGAUGGGUAUCCGCUUGGGAAACACCUCAUGUUUGUUGCCUUACCUACUUUUUUUAAUUUUUGGUAUUAUUAAGGAAAUGUUUUGGAAAGUAAUAAGUAUUAAAAUUAGUUUAAUAUUUUAAAUAAAAUACAAAUAAACUGUUUAAAAUAUAUUUAUUUCGUUGAAAUCAUAUAAUCGAAGUAUAACUUCUUACGUGCGAAGCACACACACUACACACUUUUUUCCCAUACAAUGCCCAGACCCAGGGCCGCCCAGAGCCAGGCCGGGCCCCGGGGAUGAGACCCAGCCGGGCCCCGGGGAUGAGACCCGGCCGGGCCCCGGGGAUGAGACCCGGCCGGCCCCCCCCCCCAAACCCAGUUGAACGAAAAUUCCCAAAAAUCUCAUAAACUGGGAUAUGUAAUAGUGAACACUCAUGCUAUUGACACAGGAAGGAAGAAAAUUAAAACAGUUUUAACAAUUAAACUUUGUUUUUAAUUAUUUACAAUAGAACUGUUAGUUACAACAUAACUUUUCUUGCUUUCAUAUCCGCAAAGUUUUGGAUCACGUGGUCGAAAUCAAGAGUUUUUGCAAGUUUCGACUCUAUGCUUAACAGUCCCAAAUCAGAUAAUCGUUGUUGACCCAUAGUAGAUCUUAGACAAUUCUUAAUUCGGCUCAAAACACUAAAUGAUCUCUCGGCCUAAGCAACGGAUACUGGUAGGCAACGGAAUAUGCGAAGGGCAAUGCACACAUUGGGGAAAAGAUUUGUCACAUUAAGGGACACGAGCUUGUUCAAAAGUUUUGCAUUUCUUGCAUAUUGCCUUUUCCAAAUGCAUAAUAUUCCUUAUAAUAAUUUCAUAAUUAAAACCGCAAGCAAAUUCAAUCUGUUGUAAAAUAUUUUAAUAAAAGGAAUUUUUUUAAAUUUGCUAACGGCCGGGCCCGGGCCCCCUUGGGCCCCGGGCCCCGGGGAUUUUGCCCCCCCUGCCCCCCCCCUCUGGUCGGGCCUGCCCAGACCACGAGAGUUUCAAGUUUUUAAUACAUUUAAGAAAUUGCAACUUAUUCAGUAAUUUGAUAAUUUAAAUAAAACAAGUAUGUUGUAUCGGGAAGUAGUAACUACAUUUUUGUUCAAAUUAUAUAUAUCCAUGUCUAACCAUUUGUAGAUUUGUAUUUACCAUUGAUCUACGUGCUUCAGCCAAAAACGUUUUAAAAACGAUAAUUGUUUUCCUUUGGGUCACACCUAAAUGGACUUAUUGGACAUUAUGUUUACAAUUAGUAAAAAAUAUUUACUAUAAAAUUUAGUAGUAGCAAAACCUAUAGGCUAUUGAUUAUGUUCAAAAUAAGAGGGUUAAAAGGAACUACAAUGUUCAAGGGGUUUUAUUGUUUCAUAUAGUCAAUGGACCUCUAAAUAUGAAAAAACCGCGGAGUGCGACCAUUUAAAAAGGUGCGUUUUUGAAAAAAGGGUGAAUUAACCCCUAUGCACUUUUUCUACAUACACAGCUAUAUAAAAAUUGUUGCAAAUUAAAUUUACUAUCGAAAUCACCUUUUAAAGUAAAAAAUAUUUUUUUUAUAAAAAUAUAUUAAAAAAAGCAAAAAAAACACGGAAGAAUGUUGUUUUUUGCUCCAUAACUUUUUCCCACGGGGACCUAGGUAUAGGCUAUGCUCGCCAGAAAAAAAACUUCCGUUCUUCCUCUUUAAAGUGACGUAUGGUAGAAGUCUUUAGGAUUUAUAGUUCCCAAAAUAUGAUUUUUUAAAGUUCGCCACUCGCAGCAUUUUUGGGCUAUUUUCCUUAUUAUUUCACAAACAUUGUUCUGUAACUUUUUUCUACGCAGAUUUAGGUAUAUGCAAUGGUACAUUUAAUAUGAAGAGAAGUCAGUUACCUUUAAAAUGAACAAUUGUAGAAGGUUGUGCGACUAUUUUUAAGCAGGAUGGUUUUUCAAAGUUGUUUUAUACUUCUAACGAUUUUUGAUAUUUUUUACGAUUGUUUUUAAAUUUAUAUUUUUUCUUGAACAUUUAGAAAUAUUGCGAAAUAAAAAAGAAAGCUUAUUUUCUUUACUUUAAAACAGUGUAUUGUAAAAAAUUCUACGACUAUUUUUAAACAAGAUAUCGGUAGGAUAUCCUAGGGUAUCCAUAAUUUGAGAAAAAUUUUGAAAUUUUUUUUAAUUAAAAGAAUAUAAUUGCAUAUUAGAACAUACUUUUUAAUUCCAAAUAUCUUUUCUAAUAGGUAACACUUUUCGAUAUUGUGAAAUAUAAAGGUAAAUACUUUACUCUUGGUCAAAAUUCAUAUUUUUUAAAAUACCUCGUAUACUAUUGAUCAAAUUUGAUAUCUGAUGAGUGCAUAUUAUGUUUUAGACUAUGCAGAGCAUUUUAUAAAGAAUUUUUUUUUCAUAAAAUUAAUAAUAAAAAAAGUUUUCCAUAUUUAUGAUUAUAACUUAGUGGGAUAUAUUGUAUGUGUACAUGUCAUACUUCGAAAAAGCAUACAAUCCGACAAGCCAGAGGUGGCGCGUGACCUUGAGCGAUAAUACACAGUGACAAAUGUAGAAUACGAGAAGGUCAGCCGCCAGUUCUCGCUUGUCGCAUUGUAUUUUAUUUAAAAAUAUGUAGUCCUAGAAUUUUUUACAAUACACCAUUAUAAGGUAAACAAAAUAAGCUUUCUUUUUUAUUCAGCAAUGUAUAUACCUAAAGGUGCCAGAAAAAAAGUUAUAACGAGAAAUUUAAACAAUUAUCGUAAAAAAUAUCAAAAAUCGUUAAAAGUAUAAAACUUUCAAGAACUGCAACUUGCUUAAAAACAGUGGUACAACCUUAUACAAUAGCAAUAGACCAUCUUAAAGGUAAUCGAUUCCUCUUCCUAUUAAAUAUAAAUUAAAUUGCAUAUACCUAAAGCUACGUAGAAAAAAGUUACAGAACAAUGUUUGCGAAAUAAUAAGGAAAAUGGCCCAAAAAUUCUGUGAGUGGCGAAUUUGAAAAUAUUUCGGAAACUAUAAAUCCUAAAGACUUUUACCAAACGUCAUUUUAAAGAGGAAGGAUGGACGUUUUUUUUUGUGAAGCAAUGUCUAUACCUAUAUCCUCGUGGAAAAAAGUUAUGGGGCUUUCUUUCGUGUUUUUUUUUGCUUUUUUUAUAUUGUUACUUUAAAAGAUGAUAUUUCGAUAGUAAAUUUAAUUUAGAACAGUUUUUCUGUAGGCGUGUAUGUACGAAAAGUGCAUAGAACUCACCCUAUUGACCUUAGUGUAUAGGGGUUAAUUUACCCCUUUCUCAAAAACGUACCCCUUUAAAUGGUAACACUCCGCGGUUUUUUCAUAUUUAGAGGUCCAUUGACCAUAAGAAACAAUAAAACCUCUUAAACAUUGUAUGUACAGUAGAACCCCGCAAAUCCGAACCCCGCAAAUCCGUACUUUCGGCAAAUCCGAACCAACGGAAAGUGAAAAAAAAAAUUUAAAAAUUCAAAAUAAAAAUUUAAAAACAUGUUUAUUAUGUGAGAAAAUAAUUACGUAAGAUGCUAGCUACUACAGUAUUAAACACUGGAACACUAAUGGGUGAAUAAAAGCGUCGAGUUAGACUAAACACAAUCAAUAAAGGAAUGUGCAUAAUACACAUUUUCCAUGGUAUACUAUGAACGAAAACAUUGAAAAAGAUAAGAAACAUGAGAAACAUAGUGUAAUCAAUAUCCAGAUUACAAAUUAAAUGAAUCAUUUACAUGGCCGAAUUCCCAUGUCCCGUGACGAAACAAAACUACUGACGUUAGCGAUUUAAUAUUUCAGUGAUCUAAAUAUUUUUCAGCUUUAGAAUAUUGGAAGCAUAAACGUGCGGAUAGAGUUUCAUAAAGGGAUCGGUGGCAGUCCAAAUCUUUUAAAAAUCAUCUUCGUUAGCUUCUUAGGCUAACUUUCGGAUAAUCCGAACAGGCUGUCCCCCCAAUUAGUUCGGAUUUGCGGGGUUCUACUGUAGUUACUUUGUAAAGUAUAUAAUCAAUAGCCUACUAAUUCAUUUCUUUCAAAUUUUCAAAUCACGAGGCGCAAUCCAACAUUUUGAAAAUUUGACACGGACAUGUUUGAUUGAUUUGUUACUCUGUUACCAUUUAUUUUAAUUUACUAUUUAUAUUUUUUUUUACUUGUGCUUACAACAAUAUUUCGCAUUUGUUAUAGUCAUGUCCAUUUUUGUGGAAGCAUUUUGGUGUGUGUACUGCUCAAAUGUGGUAAUAUCUGCUGUAUAUUACCAGAGAUGUGGUAUACCCAUUAAAAAUUGACAGUUGACAUAAUAAAAACUAUUCAGGGUUGGCAAAAUCGGGUGGAAAAACAUUAAGUUUUAAAUUUUUCUGUGGUAAUUAAACUAACUGGAACAUUGAAAUCAAAAUAUUACUGUUAUACUUUAUUAGGAGAGUGGGAGAGAAAAAAGUGCUAUUAGAAGCUUCUACGUUACAAACUAUACUUUUUUCCAAUAAGCGAUGCAGGUCAUCUAAAUAGUUAUACAGGGUGUUUCAUUGGGAAACGGAGAUACUUGAAUGGGCAAUAGAGGUCACUGAGUCGGUUCUAGAUAUACCACAUUUAUUGCCUCACCGAGUUUUAUCGAUUUUGCCGAUUUAUUUCUGGACCCAUAACUUUAGAACCACCUUGUAUAUUUUUUUGAUAUUUGGUACAUAUAUGUCUCAAUUACAACACAACCCAUCCAACUACUAAUCACAAGAAAAAUCCAGGUCCGGACUAAAACAAUUAUAAAUUCAUUGUAACCUUGAAACAACACCCUGUAUAUUGAAAUUUUUAAAAUCCGUUUGAACAUUUAAAAAGAGCACAAAAAACUAAGUUUAAUGGUUCGCUUCCAUUUUUUGCGCAGACAAUUUAAUGAUUUUAAUUUUUAAAUAAUGCCGAAAUUUUUAAGAACUCUAAGAACAAAAAUUUUGAUAUAAUUGCAAAAGUAAUUACAUUAAAUUUUCUGCGCAAAAAAUUAAAGCGAGCCAUUAAUUUUAGUUUUUUGUGCUCUUUUCAAAUGUUUAAACGUAUUUUGAAAAUUUCAAUAUACAGGGUGUUUUUUUAAGGUGACUAUUACAUUAUAUUUUUUUGUUCAACCGGACCUGGAUUUUUCAUGUGAUUAUACUAAAUUUACAAUCAAGAUGCAGUAGAAAUAAACAAACCAAGACACGUUAAAUGCCACUAAUAGGAGCAUUCCCGAAUCUUCAUUUACAAUGUAUAUACAUUGUAAAUCCCAAAUCAUGAGUUUAUACCUACAUUGUAAAUGAUGAUUCGGAAGUGCUCAGUGCUCUUAGUAGCAUUUAACGUGUCUUGGUUUGUUUAUUUCUACUGCAUCUUGAUUGUAAAUUUAGUAUAGUAAAUGGGUCAUUCCAAUGUAGUAAAUCAUUACCUACUGAUUACGUUUAAAAUGAGUAUUUAGUCAUUAACUUAUAUUUAGUAAUUAACAUUAUUAAAAGUUAUUAAUACCUGCUUUUUAAUCUCAGAGUUAUAAAAAAUUUAAAUAGAUUUAAUUUCAAAAUUUAAGUUAUUAAAUUUUCUGCGCAAAAAUAAGCGAACCUAUAAACUCAGUUUUUGUGCUCUUUUCAAAUUUGUAAACGGUGUUUUAAAAUUUCAAUAUACAGGGUGUUGCUUCAAGGUCACAAUUCCUUUAUGCUUUUUUGUUAAUCCGGACCUGGAUUUUUCUUGUGAUUAGUAAAUGGGUCGUUCUAGUGUAGUAAAUAAGUAUUGCUUACUUUUAAAAUGAGUACCUAUUUGUUCAUUAACUUUAAUAAUUUAUUAUCAAAAGUUAAUAAUACCUGCUUUUUAAACUAAAGAGUUCUUAAAAACUUCGAUAUUAUUUCAAAAUAAAAGUCAUUAAAUUGUCUGGCCGAAAAAUUUAAGCGAACCAUUAAACUUAGUUUUUUGUGCUCUUUUCAAAUAUGCAAACGGAUUUUAAAAAUUUCAAUAUACACGGUAUUGUUUCAAGGUCAGAAAGAAUUUAUAAUCUUUUUUAGUCCGGACCUGCAUUUUCUUGUGAUUAGUAGUUCGAUGGUUUGUGUUUGAAAUGAGACAUGUGUACCAAAUAUCAAAAAAAUAUACAGGGUGGUUCUAAAGUUAUGGGUCCAGAAAAAAAUGGGCAAAAUCGAUAAAACACCCUGUAACUCGGUUAUAAAAAUAGGUAAGGCAAUAAAUGUGGUAUAUCUAGAACCGCCUCAGUGACAUCUAUUCACCAUUCAAGUAUUUCCGUUUCCCAAUGAAACACCCUGUAUUAAAAUGUUUUUAGCAUACCAUCUAGAUUUGUAGAUUAUAGAUCAAGAUAUGGUUUAGCAUCGGAGACCUUUGUAUACUGUGACGUGCAACGUCUUUUAUGUGUAUCAUAUAUCAAGUUAUUCCAUUGUUCCGUAGUUUCUAGAUGGCCGAAGAUGAUUUGUUUAUUCAUAGUCCAUUUGUGCCCAACUAAAAGUUAGGAAAUGAAUGGUCACUCCCAGCAGAGCACCGCAUUCUGGGUGAAUAAUAAUUAAACCUACUUAAUCCAAUGUUUUAUACAAAGGCAAAAAUAAUAAAAUAUUUACACUCACAAAAUGUUUACUGUAUUAAGGCGCCCAGUUUUAAUGUCUACAAAAUUUACACACCAUCACGGUGCUAUAGCCUUGGGCCACAAUCAUCUCGAGCAUUCUGUGCCAUUCUGUUUUGUCACUUGUUUUUCAGUUGGCAGCAGAUUGGCGUUUAUUUUUCGGUCCGUAAAUUAUGGAUCCAACGGGAAACCAACUUCGUAACACCCAGUUCUUCAUGUAGGAUCUUUUGGAUCGAGGUCUUUGAAAUGCUCAAAAAUGCCCCUAUCUUCCGGUAUGUUACACGGCGGUCAUUCUUAAUUAACUGACGUUUUGGGUGGACCUGCCCUGGAUUCGUCGCUGAGACUGGAGCGAUCACGUUGAAAUUCGUAAUACCAGUGGAAAAUAGUUGCUUGGUGUGAUGCUUUAUUCCCAAAGACAGAAACCAUUUUAGCAAAACAUUGCUGUUGGGAUAAUCCUCUCCGAAAAUUGUAAAAAAUUAUUGCUCGAAAAUGUUCUCGGCUAAGAUCCAUUUUUCGACCGACUUGUUUAUUUGAAAAAUUCACAAAGAUUUUAUUGGUGGCGCCCUCUAAGCGGCUAUAUGCAAAACUAAAUAGGCAAAAGACUCGUAUAUGCACAACGGUUGUUUAGAACUGAAUUAAGUAAAUUAAGAGAUCUUUUUGAAAGUUCUUGAGGAGAAAUCAGAAAAUAAGAGCAAAUAAUGAUGUGAAUGUCAAAAGUUAAAAUGAAAAUAUUUUUAAAUGAUAUGAAAAUAUGAAAGUAUUUAUAAACAAUUAGGACAAUACAAAACACAAACAAUUGAACUCUGAAGUUGUUUAAAUUCAACGAUGUUUCAUCAAACCUGUCAAUGUCAUCAACUCCAUCAAGGACUGCGCCGACUUUAUAGUUUUUUUGCUUAUUUCACUUAUCUAUUUCCCAUGGAAAAAAAUUCUAUUUGGUUCCAUUUAGAAACCAAUUACAAAGGACCCCGCACAAACCUUAUGGAAAAUAGGUCCCAUUGGAUUUCGUUCAUACUUUGGGAAAAUACUCUUUGAAGCAUCCUGAUAAAAAGUUCUCAUGGGCACAACUCAAUCGUAUGAAGGAUUUUCAAGAUAUAGAGGUCCAAACUCGGAAAAUUAUACGAUUUACGGGGUAUUCCAAUUCCGUGAGUUACUGGUUAUUUGGCAACAUGUAGAAGUUUCGAUCAAGGAAAAGUACUCGUAGUCUAGGAUUUUUUUCUGGCUAUCCAAUGGCAACCUUUACUUUGACCUUGACCUUCAACGGACGUCAUCUUCUAGAGUUUCGAGGGUUUUCGGCAUUCAAUUGAUAUAAACAGAUUACUCAUGAGUUUUUGGGAUCGCUAAACACGAAUAUGCCAUCAGAAUUGCCCUCCGGAUGACGUGGUGGCCAGGACAUCUGCAAGGGACGUCAUCUUCUAGUUUCGAUGGUUUUCGGCAUUUAAUUGAUGCAAAUGAAUUACUGGAGGAUUUUUUGAGGUCGCUAAACACGAAUAUACCACCAGAACCGACUUCCGGAGCACCUGAUUUCCAAGGUCAAUGAAAGGGGCUCCUGGAGUUUCGAGGGUCUAUGGUACUACAUUAAUGUAAACGGAUUAGGUAUAGGUUUUUGGGGUUGCUGAACACGAAUACGUGAUCAGCACAGACACAGGAGCACCUGGUGCUUAAGACAGGUUAUCUUCUGGAGUUUCGGAGGAAUCAAAUGGAUUACUCUGAGGUUUUUGGGGUUGCUGAACAUGCAUACACUAUCAGAUCCGACCCACGAAUCACAUUGUGCUAUUCGUGUUCAGCAACCCCAAAAACCUAUAAUUAAUCCGUUUGCAUCAAUGUAGUACCAAAAGCCCUCGAAACUCCAGGAACCCCUUUCAUUGACCUUGGAAACCAGGUGCUCCGGGAGUCGGUUCUGGUGGCAUAUUCGUGUUUAGCGACCUCAAAAAACCCUCCAGUAAUUCAUUUGCAUCGAUUAAAUGCCGAAAACCAUCGAAACUCUAGAAGAUGACGUCCCUUGCAGUGGCCCUGGCCACCACGUCAUCCCGAGGGCAAUUCUGAUGGCAUAUUCGUAUUUUGCGAUCCCAAAAACCCAUGAGUAAUCUGUUUAUAUCAAUUUAAUGCCUAAAAUCUUCGAAACUCUAGAAGAUGACGUCCGUUGAAAGCCAAGGUCAAAGUAAAGGUCGCCAUUGGAUAGCCAGAAAAAAUCCUAGACUACUAGUACUUUUUCUUGAUCGAAACUUCUACAUGUUGCCAAAUAACCAGUAACUCACGGAAUUGGAAUACCCCGUAAAUCUUAUAAUUUUCCGAGUUUGGACCUCUAUAUCUUGAAAAUCCUUCAUACGAUUGAGUUGUGCCCAUGAGAACUUUUUAUCAGGAUGCUUCAAAGAGUAUUUUCCCAAAGUAUGAACGAAAUCCACUGGGACCUAUUUUCCAUAAGGUUUGUGCGAGGUCCUUUACAGGACUAAACGAAACCAUUGUUACUGUAAUCCUAAAAAUUUUAGGAAACUGUCAUUUAUCGGGAACUUUCAAAUCGUGAAAUUAUUUAAUUCACCUGCCCAGUUUAUUGGAAUAAAAGUUGUGUUAUCAUUGAGAAAUUUCUCAUCAACGAAACUGGGUAAAUUACUAUUCUCUUUUUAAUAUUAUGGCAAAUUAUGCCCGGUAUACCCAACAACGAUUUACCGUAGCGAUGCAACUGCGCAGUUCGUUUGUACAGUUUUGUUGAUGGUGUGUACAAAAAUUGGCGCAGAUUUUAGGUUGGUGCAAACGGUUGUCAGGCAGGAACAACAUUUGCUUGUGGCAUCAGAAAAGUUAAGAUUAUCACGACCGCAAUAAGAAAAUGCUGCCUACGAUAGGUUCAUUAUUAAGUACAAACCUUGUUACGGUUUUUUUUAAACCUUCACAAUUUAUUUGUAUAAUAAAGGUAAGCAACACAGGUUUCGAACUCGGGACCUCUCGAUCUCCGCUCUAACGCUCUACCACUGAGCUAAUGGGCCGGAGAUCGAGAGGUCCUGAGUUCGAAACCUGUGUUGCUUACCUUUAUUAUAUAUAAAUAAAUUGUGAAGGUUUGUCUAGUCAUUUUCUUGGUUGAAGUUGUCUUAUUUGGUUGUGCAGAGUUGACCUCCAGUUGUGGUAUGUUGUUGGGUUGUUGGUGUUAUGGCUUUGGAGAUUUUUAGGCUGAUUUGAGAGCUCCUGCACGAGAUCUCAAGGCAGCAGUAACCUGAGGUGCAACCCCUAUCUGUUGGCCACAUACCACCACAGGUAAAUAUCUUUAAAGCUAUUAUAUAUAAAUAAAUUGUGAAGGUUUAAAAAAAACCGUAACAACAUAUUGAUCCAAAUGCCAAUAGGGAGACGGUAGUAAAGAAAAUAAAUAACAGUUCAUGAACAUUUCAGCUCAUUUAGGUGAGAGUAAGACUUUCUUUUGAGAAGCCAAUCCUUACACUACACACUCACGUGAUUUUCUUCUCUUUUUGCACAGAAUAAGUCAGGCUAUCGCAAGCGCGUUAUCGUCUUCUUUCGCGGAUGACAUGUUUAAAGCCUGAGCUUCUGUAGAGAACUGACGAUCAAUGCAAAUUUUGUAGACGUAUUGACAGUCAAUGGACGUUCGAUAAACUGCACAAACGAACUGUGCAGUCACAUCGCUACGAUAAAUCGUUGAAGUGUAUUUACAAUUUAAAAUAAGUUUGUAGAUUUGAUAAUUUAUUGUUAUAUUGACUAAAUUUACGAGUGCAUAGUUUGCAGUGAGGUUAAAACAUAUUCUUGAUUAUUUUGGAUAGGCAUUUCUUUAUUCUAAUCUGAGAUUAAAAAGUCAUUUUUGUUGGACCUCUAUGCAUAGAGUGUACACUAAUAUACAGCAGUCAAUGUCAUUUGAUUAAUUUAUUAAUUAUAAUAAAAGAUUUUAUUUUGGA